This is a messenger RNA of Trichoplax adhaerens, 2304 nucleotides long. RefSeq lists its product as uncharacterized. Lineage: Eukaryota; Metazoa; Placozoa; Uniplacotomia; Trichoplacea; Trichoplacidae. The transcript has 10 exons. The coding region runs from base 1 to 2304 and encodes 767 amino acids. The record is from RefSeq and is a predicted model, not a curated record.
AUGGGCAAUGAAAAAAGCAAACCCAAACAUAAAUUGGAUCCCAAGGAAGUAAAUAAGGCAAGAUCACGAAAUAAUCAAUCCCCUCAAAGCAACAAAUCUGAACAUGUACGAGCCUCAUUUGCUGAUCCAUGGGAAACACGCCAACGAAAUCGGAGCUUAGAUGGCCUCCCCUCCAGUAGAGACAGCCGAGAUGCGGGCAAUCAUCGAUCAGCGACUUUAGCAUUACGUAGAGGAGAAUCAUUCUUAGUUGAGUAUCUGAUGAGCACAUUAGUUUACGAAGAAGAAAUGGAAACUAUGACCGCAAAAUACAUUCUACAACAUCUACAGGAAAGAAAAGCAAGAAAUUUGCUCAAUAUACAACCUACAGAAUUGAGAAUAUGUCCCUAUGAUAUUAUUCUGUACGAUGCUGCAACCAAGGAGAGACAAGAUUUACUCCAAUUUGAACGUCUAGAAGCCUGCCAUCAUAUCACUGGCAGUAAAAUCUUUAAUAGCUUGCUGCUAUUAAUUAUGCUUGUCCCGAAUAAUAAUAGGCAGCGUUUAAUCUAUAUGUUUCAAUGUAGUACAACACCGGCCGAAAUGAUAUCUGAUAAAGUUAAUGUAGCUAGAGCGAAGACACCAACCAACCAUUUACAAAAAUCAAAUAGGAUUCUACCUCCAUCAGAGCCAGCUCAUACAACCCGUGCACAAGCUAUUACAAACGGAGUGAGGGCGCAUCCAUUACAAGAUAGGACAACUGCAAAUCAUUCCGUUUCCCCUAAUUUACCUUACUCUAGUAAUAAUAGCACUCCCACGUCGGUUUUAGAUCAUUCAUUUUCAGGCCGAGUACUAACUGCAUCUCCAUCAUCAACUGAAAUUGGAGCAAUACAAAAUGCUCAGUUGCUACAGCAAACGCAACUGCAACAGCAACUACAGCAAGCGCAACUGCAACAGCAACUACAGCAGCCACAAGUGCAACAACUACAGCAGCCACAAGUGCAACAGCAACUACAGCAGCCACAAGUGCAACAGCAACUACAACCAUUACCUCCAGUUGUUCAGAAUCUUACUACUACUAAUCAAACUAAAGAUGAUACAGCAACAUCUACGUUAUUAAAAGAUCUAAUUGAGGCAGUUAAAGAAAUAAAGUCUAGCCCAAAUGAGAUUAAGCAGUCAAGCACGAAAAAAGGCAAGAAGCAAAAGAGUAAAAAAGGCAAGAACAAAGUUGCAAGUAACCAAAGUGAUUCUGAAGGAGGUGAAGAUUCAGAGCCAACCACUUCUGUAAAUGGAAAAGACCAGGAAUCGUCUAGCAGUGAGAGUGAUUCAGAAAGUGAAAAGGAAACUCCUUCCAAAGAUGUAUUAAAUAAUAAAGCAAAAUCAGAUCAAUCGUCAACCCCCAAGAGUAGCAAAAAAUCCAGGAAAACUCGUCGUUCUAAAAAUAAAAAUUUGGAUAAUGAUGAUCGAUUUAGUAUAACAUCGGAAGAAUCCAAUCGAUUACUAACGGGGCGAGAUGAAAUAGAUCGACUCAGUGCGAAUAAAUUUUCCUCAUCAGCAUCGCCUUCAAUAGUAGAUACGUUCAAUCCUCCUACUCAGGAUCAAAGUAUCAAUGAAUACACUUUGCUAGCAGCACAGCAACAAGUUGAUUUUCAAGAGGCGCAAUUGCAGCUAUGGUAUCAAUCCUUGUUGCAGCGACAACAAGAACAAAGUGACUAUCAAUCUAUCUUACAAGAAGCUGCAAUUUCCCAGCAGCAACAAGUUGAACAAGUGGCUAUACAGCAAUCAGCUAUCAUUCAGCAAUUACGCGAUCAAGUUCUAAUUCAGCAAGAUGCCAUUGCACAUCAUCAACAACAAGGAGAGAUUGCACUACAAACAGCAGCUGCCUUAAAACAACAACAAGAAUUGCAAGAAUUAAUACUACAACAACGUGAACAGCAAGAACAGUCUAUACAACAAGCAAUAGCUACAGAAAAACACAAACAGCAACAAACUGAAUUACUACAAACGCUCUUAUUACAACAGCAGAAGAUUAAUACGUUGCAAAAUCAAGUUCAAAAGAAGCAGGGCAAUGAUAAUCAAGAAAAUCAAUCCACAGACAGCAAGACCGAAAAUCAAGGGCAAAAUACACCAGCUAAUGGCCAAACUAAUCAGUUCAAUCCAUUACUAAACGUAUUAGCAAAUCCUGCAAUUGGAACACAAGAACAACUUUUACCGUUAUUACUUCAGCAGCAGGCAUUAAAUCAAAAUCCACUAGAUCAAUUCAAUCCCAAUAACAUGCAAAAUUUACUUUUACUUCAGCAAUUGCAAUUAAAUGGCCAGCAGUCCUUUUAA